AUGUCUGACCUCAGAUCGUCGUUGAAUGGCAAGAUUGCUCUCGUUACCGGCGGAGGCUCAGGCAUCGGCUUGGGCUUCGUACGAAUGGCAAUCGAAGCAGGUGCAAGAGUGGUAGUAGCUGACUUGCGUCUUUCCGAAGCACUUGCAGCAACAAUCGGAGCUUCAAACGAACAGGCAAAGUUUGUCCAUACCGAUGUUAGAAAGCGCGGUGAUCUCGAAACCGCCAUUGGCUUCUCGCUGCAAAUCUUUGGCGAUGUUCCGGAUAUCUAUGUUGCCAAUGCUGGAGUUUUUGAACCUAGCGCGAAAGCUAACGAGUCUCCAAAGCAAUGGUCAAACUUUUGGCUAGAUACAGAAGGAGACUCGUACGCAACAGCCGAGAUCAACUUUACACACCCUCUCAAACUGACAAGACUUGCCACUCGCGCUUUGCUCGGUGCGAAGAAGCCAGGAGUUGUCGUGCUUGUCUCCUCAACAGUAGGACUUUCUUGGAGUUACCCUGCCGCCCUUUACUGUGCCACCAAGCACGCUUUGAUCGGUUUCACUCGCAGUAUGGCUCCUGCCGAGAGCUUGAAUGGAGUCAAAGUCGUUUGCCUGUGUCCAGGAAUCGUAGACACGCCACUUUGGCAGACUCGGGAAGGCCUAUCCGAACAAUUCUCAGUCAGCGAUAAAGUGUCCAUCACACCAGAAGACGUGGCUGCGGCGAUGGUCGAUUUGAUCGUCAAUGAGAAAUACAAAGGAGGGACGGUGUUGAAGGUCGAUAGAAGCGGAGUCAAGGUAAUCGAGUUCAGCGGAAAGACAAGGGAUUUGAAAGAUGAGGAUCUUGUAAAGGUGAAGGAUCGGAGCUUUGCACCUGUGCAAGAUUUGCUUGCGGCCGAGAUUGGGAGACCUUGGGGUGGAGUUUCGGAUCGUCUGUAA
This is a messenger RNA of Aureobasidium subglaciale EXF-2481, 915 nucleotides long. RefSeq lists its product as uncharacterized. The transcript has 5 exons. NCBI's taxonomy places the organism in Eukaryota, Fungi, Ascomycota, Dothideomycetes, Dothideales, Saccotheciaceae. Bases 1 to 915 code for a protein of 304 amino acids. Gene Ontology annotation, cellular component: cytoplasm. Gene Ontology annotation, molecular function: oxidoreductase activity, acting on the CH-OH group of donors, NAD or NADP as acceptor. The record is from RefSeq and is a predicted model, not a curated record.